Chanos chanos (milkfish) is the source of this 4035-nucleotide messenger RNA. Its product is annotated as immunoglobulin-like and fibronectin type III domain-containing protein 1. The transcript has 23 exons. The record is from RefSeq and is a predicted model, not a curated record. Bases 1 to 4035 code for a protein of 1344 amino acids. Lineage: Eukaryota; Metazoa; Chordata; Actinopteri; Gonorynchiformes; Chanidae. Gene Ontology annotation, molecular function: protein binding.
AUGACAACUCCAGCAGCAGGGGGUCAGGCAUCCUCAGCCCAUGUGGAAAUAAAGAGGAGAUCCAGGGUGCCUGGAGUUAUGAUCACUCAGUUUGUGGAAGAACUGCCUAAAGGAAAAACCACUCCUGAUUUCAUGAGAAAACCUAUCGCCAUAACUAUUCAGGAAGGUAAAACGGCCUUUUUUAAAGCUGUGGUCACUGGAGAUCCAAAACCAACUGUUGUAUGGGCCCGUAAUAACGGAGACCUCAGUGAUCCAGAGAAAUACCAUACGAGAUAUGAGGAAAGGGCACGAGAACACAUUCUAGAGAUACCUCAUGUAACUGUUAGCCAUGCUGACACUUACAAGUGCUAUGCUUCAAAUGAAUUUGGGCGUGCUGUUUGCACUGCCACACUGCAUGUUAUUGAGGUUGGUUUCAAGAAAAAGAAACCAGAAGCUGCUGCAUCAAGCGACCCAGAGGAUUUCAGGAAACUUCUCAAGAAAACUACAGUUGUGAAGAAGAAAAAACAAAAACCAAAGAAGGAGGGAGAAAUUGAUCCAAAGUUCUGGGAAAUUUUGCUGAGUGCGCAAAAGAAAGACUAUGAACGUAUCUGUGCAGAGUUUGGGAUCACUGAUUUCCGCUGGAUGCUAAAGAGAUUAAACCAGUUGAAAAAGGAGAGAGAGGAAGAACAAGCAAAGGUGGUGGAGAGUGUCGGUAACACAAAACAAAUCGAAGUGACACCACAUGGCAAGGCUGAGUUUGAAAUUAAUAUGAAACUAAAAGAUCCCAAGAGCAAGGUGUUUCUAUACAAGGAUGGUGAAAUGCUUCAGUACGGUGAUGGUAAUGAUGACAAAUCUAAACACAACAUGAAGAAAACUGGAGAUAAGUAUUUGUUCAGUAUUAACAACCUCAGUCCAGAUGAUGCUGGACUAUACCAAGUCGAUGUUGAGGAAGCCAGCGUGUUUUCAACAGACUUCAAGAUUCCGGACGUGGAGUUCACUGCCCAUCUCAAGGAUGUCAAGGCCACUGAGUGCCAGGAUGCCAUAUUUGAAUGUAUCUUGUCCAGUCCUCUGCCAAACAUCUCCUGGUUUGGAAAGGAUGUGUCCCUGGAGAAAGGAGAGAAGUAUGAUAUCACUGUUUCUGAAGACAAACUCACCCACAAACUGGUGGUGAAGGAUUGUAAGCUGGAAGAUAAGGGCACUUAUGCUGCAGUGGUUGGACUCAAAUCCUCUAAGGCCACCCUGUCAGUUGAAGAGGACCCCAACAAAAGAGGAGCCGGUGGAGGAGAUGCCGACCUGUCAAAGUUUGCAACAGAUCAGAAUGAGAAACAACAGAAGGAGAAAGAUGACGUAGAUGCAGCCAAGACAGCCCAGGCUGGAGCAGAGAAAGGUGAUGGAGGGGACGGCACAGACGGAUCUGGAUUAGGAGAUGGAGCUGGAGUGGGAGAUGGUGUUGGGAAAGAUGGAGGAGAUGGUGUUGGGAAAGAUGGAGGAGAUGGAAGUGAUAAAGAUGGACUGGGUGGAGAUGGAACAGACGGAGAUGGAACUGGUGGAGAUGGCUCAGGUGAUGACAAAAACAAGAAACGCACCAGGACUGCACCACUGGUGCCAGAUUCUGUAAUAGACCCUGGAGUCCAGUUUAUUAGUGGGCUUUCAGACACUGCUGCUAAGACUGGCCAGACUGUCGAGUUUGCUUGUAAACUAAGCAGUGACGCAUGUGUUGGAGUCUGGUACAAAGAUGGAAAGAAGCUAACGUCAACAGAUGGGCUGAAGAUCAUUAAAGAUGGACCUUACCACAAACUGAUUAUCGAAAACUGCCAGGAAGGUGAUGCUGGGACAUAUCGUUUCGAGGCGGAUGGACGUAAAUCUGAGGCUGUUCUCAUUAUCCAAGACCCGCCAAGAAUAGACCCAGAUGCCCUCGGUGAGUUCUCAAAACCUGUCAUUGUGAGAGCUGGCGAAAACGCUGCUUUUAAACUGCCAUUUGCGGGCAAAGAACCAAUGAAGAUCCAGUGGUAUAAAGCAGAUGAAGAGCUACUGGAGGGCCUAAAUGUCAAAAUUGAGAAAUCCCCCACUCAUAGUCGCCUUCUUCUCAGCAAGUGUCAACGCAAAGAUACCAGCGAGGUGAAAAUCAAAAUCAAGAAUGAAUUUGGCACCAUUGAAGCAACAUCGAAACUUAUUGUUCUUGAUAAACCAUCUCCUCCGCAAGGGCCUGUGGAGAUCAUAGAGAGUUCUCUCAGUGCAAUUGAGUUCAAAUGGAGGCCGCCAAAAGAUGACGGUGGUUGUCCUGUCACCAAUUACCUCUUGGAACGGCAGCAGCUGGGACGCAACACCUGGACAAAGAUCGGAGAGAUCCCUGAGAAUCCCACCUACCGGGACACUGACAUUGACCGUGGCAGAAAAUACUCCUACCGCAUAAGGGCCAAGAACGCUGAAGGGAUCAGCGAGAUGAUGACAACCAAUGAUAUUGCAGCAGGGAUCCUGGCCUUCCCUGGUCAACCAGCGGCUCCCAAAAUUAUCAGUGCCUUCAAAGACUGCAUAAAUCUGGAAUGGUUGCCUCCUUCUAAUACUGGCGGAUCUAGCAUUGUGGGAUACAAUCUUGAGAAACGCAAGAAGGGAAGCAACCUGUGGAACCAAGUGAAUCCUCAUAAUGAGCCAAUCAAAGAGAAAAAGUAUGCAGUGAAAGAUGUCAUCGAAGGAGCGGAGUAUGAAUUUAGAGUGACUGCCAUCAAUGUUUCCGGAGCUGGAGAGCCCAGUGUCCCUUCUGCAUUUGUCACUGCCAGAGACCCUAAGAAGCCUCCAGGAAAAGUGAUAGAUCUCAAAAUAACAGAGUCCACCUACACGACAUUGUGCUUGGCUUGGACAAAGCCCAAAGUGGUGAAGGAGGUGGAAGAUGAGGCCAAAGGGUACUUUGUAGAGAUCAGACCAUUAGAAAGCAUUGACUGGAGUCGCUGUAACUCUAAUGCUGUCAUCCAGACCUCCUACACUAUAGUCGGUCUAAAGUCUAUGGGCAUGUACUGGGUGAGAGUGAUUGCUACAAACGAGGGGGGGGAGGGACUCCCCCAAGGGUUUGACAACUACAUCAUUGCGAUGCCCCCUCCGGUGAAACCACGGUUCACAGACAGUAAAAUGAAAAGCUUCAUGGUCGUCAGAUGUGGAAAUACUGCUCGAGUCAACAUCAAGUUUGAGGCUUCCCCAUUGCCGGACAUCACUUGGUUAAAGGAUGGCAGUCCAGUAGCUAAGCAUGUGACUAUUACCAAUUCUGACAGAGGUUCACAACUACUCAUACCCACAGCAGAACACCAUGACUCUGGGAUCUACACCAUCACUGUCAAGAAUAUGGUUGGUCAAGAAACCUUCAACAUUGAGAUUAGAGUCUCAGAUGAUCCCAAGCCUCCUGGUCCAGUGGAGCUUGAGCAAGAUGUUCCAGGAACAUUGACUGUUUGCUGGACUUCAUCUCCCGAUGAGAAACGAGACGACAGACUGCACUACAUGGUUACCAAGCGAGAUUCGGUCAAUCGGAAAUGGCGUAUAGUGGCUGACCGCUUGUUCAAUAACAAAUGUACUGUCAUCAAUGUCCUGCCAGGGAGAGAAUACCACUUCCGUGUGUUUGCUAAGAAUGACAUGGGCCUUUCUGAACCAUCAGAAUCCCCAACCUGGGGAACUCAAAAGAAGAGAGAGAAAUUCACUUUGAGUGUACCAGAGUCCCAGGCCCUCGACCUCCAGGCUCCACCUAAGUUUAUAGUUCCUCUGAAAAUGCAUGUGGCUCCAAAUGGCUACGAAUGCUACAUGAGUUGUGCAGUGACAGGGAAUCCUACACCACACGUCACCUGGUACCGCAACAACGUCAGCCUCAACACGAACACCAACUACUACAUCACAAACGUGUGUGGAGUGUGUUCCAUGCUCAUCCUGAGAGUCGGACCCAAAGACACAGGAGAGUAUAAAGUCGUCGCAGACAGUCCCUUGGGCCAGACUGAGUGCUCUACCAAACUUACAGUCAGAGAAGAGAUGUUGCCACUCUGCGCCACGCCCCCUCCGUCUGCGCACGAGGGUGCAUAA